Messenger RNA from Ceutorhynchus assimilis (cabbage seed weevil), 1527 nucleotides. Lineage: Eukaryota; Metazoa; Arthropoda; Insecta; Coleoptera; Curculionidae. The record is from the annotation of a GenBank genome assembly.
CCAAAAUGACAUUUAAAUAUAAACAAACAAACAAAGAUGAUUUUUUAAAAAACUAGAUAAUUUAAAAUUAAAAUGCCUAUAAAUUAUAGUAAAUAAUGCCUGAAGACGACUGCUCAAUAUCCCAAAACUUAAUCGAAGAAAAAUUAACCAACCUAAACAAUUACUAUUUGCAACGAGGUCUCAGCCACGAAGAUCUUUUCAAUGUUGCCUUUCCUGAAACAGCAAGUAAACCUAAAAAAUCUUUGAAAACACAUAUAAUAAUUUACACUGCAAUAGCAACUUUACUUAUAUCUAUAUUAUACAACUGUAAUGCCUUUAGUUUCGUUUAUGGAAUCCGCUGCAUCAUACCAAACAAUUACUUUAUAUGGGAAGCCACUAGGCCCAUUUCAGAUUGUUCAUUUUGCUCAACCUUAACCGAAGCAAUCGAAUUAAGUAAUGUAACUAGGGAAGAGUUUGAGCCUUACGCAUACUCUUCAAAACCAAUAAUAGUUAGAGGAGCAUUUUUACAUUGGCCAGCAAUGAAGAAGUUCAGUUGGAAAUUUUUCAAAGAACUUUAUGCAAGCGUGGAAGGUUCUUAUAAGAGCGUAGACCAAGAGUGCCAAUUUUUACAUUUCAAGUCUGAUUUUAUUUCUAUUAGGGAUGUAUUUGCCAUGUCAGAGGCUAGAGUACAAAAUCUAGCAAAUGAGAAAAGCUGGUAUGUCGGUUGGGGCAAUUGCCAUCCGGUAAUUUUACAAGAAAUGAGGAAGUUUUAUCCUAAGCCGCAUUUUUUACCUGCAGACGCUGAAUUUCCUCAUAAGGACUACAUUUUUAUGGGGUUUGAUGAUGGAGCAACCAUGCAUUUGGAUUAUAUUAAUAGAUUAAUGUGGCAAGCUCAAUUACAAGGAUCAAAAAUUUGGAAGUUGGUACCUCCUCCCGAAUGCCAAAAGAUUUGCAAACCUGUUGAAUUUCAAAUUGGUCCAGGAGAUGCUGUAUUGCUCGACACUAGGGUUUGGUAUCAUGCCACUGCCAUACCUAAUAACCAAUUUAGUUUAUCUGUUCAAUCAGAAUACGGAUAGAAUUAUUCGAAUUUUAAAAAAACAUUUUGUAGCCAAAGUUAUUUGUUAAGUAUCUUUUUUUUUUUUAACUGGAUCUAGUCCAUAUACCUACCUAUGUACCUUUUUAUAUUAUUAUUUAUUUUCAAUAGUAUACUUUUACUAUACCUACUUAGUUACCUAGUGAAUUAAAGUUAUGUAGUGCCAUUUUUGCCAUUUUGUUACUAAAAUUAAUUAUUGUAUUAUUUAUUUUAAUAUUAUAUGUUUUUAUAUUUUAAAAAGGUAUUUUGCAUUUAUACAAUAUCACUUAUUGCCCAAUAUUUUUAACCUGAUUUUCUCUCAAUUCUCUUAAAUUUCUCUUUUCAAUUCUUGUUUAUUCCUGGCUCCUCCUUCACUUAUCUCCAUUUCUCAUUUUGUCGGUCUCAGUUUUUCUGUAUUCCAGGUUUUUGAAUCUUCUUACUGUUUUUCUUCUAGAACAAGGAAAAUUCUAGAACCA